Messenger RNA from Dermacentor silvarum, 249 nucleotides. Its product is annotated as protein suex-1-like. NCBI's taxonomy places the organism in Eukaryota, Metazoa, Arthropoda, Arachnida, Ixodida, Ixodidae. Bases 1 to 249 code for a protein of 82 amino acids. The record is from RefSeq and is a predicted model, not a curated record. The transcript is spliced from 2 exons.
AUGAAGGUGUUGCCGGUCGUCGUCGUGUUCUGCUUGGCUCUAUCGGUGACCCAAGCGAUCCUGCUCAAGGCCCUUGGAGCAGGUGCCCUCGGUUUUGGUGCUGGAGCUCUUGUCGGCAGCGCACUCUCUCGUGGUGGUGGUGGUGGAGGCUACUACCCUUACCCAUACGGCCGUGGUUUCGGUGGUGGCUAUGGCGGUGGCUACGGCGGUGGCUACGGUGGUGGCUACGGUGGUGGAUUCUACGGCUAG